GGCCCAAAUAGCAUCACUGGGGAAAAACCAAAAGAACUCCAUCAACCAUAGUCCAUCCGGCUAGUGCCCACCGGUGAAGCCCUAACCGCUCCACCCUGAUUGCUUCUCUCAACUCUCAAACCAAAUCCCGCGCACUGACUCACUCAGCUGAUUCUUUAGGGGGUUGGGCCUCGCCCCUUACUUGUCUUGCUCUUUCCCUCUUCUUCUGCUGCUCACUCCCAUCACUUGCAUUUUAUCUGUCAGGGAAGAAUGAGUAGCUCCAGGGAAAAUUCUCCAGAUUGGCUGCGUUCUUUUCAGGCGCCAACUUCUACGCUGACAUUAUCUUCGGAUUCCAAUUCUUCACCAAACUGUAGCCCGCUUAGGGAGUAUAAAACUGAUGAUGAAGAAAACUUUCUACACAGUUCAUCUACAUGGGAAAAGGGCAAAAGAAACAACAAUAAAGUACAUGAAACUCCUUCAAAAAAGAAGAAAAUAGAUGUCUUGAAAAGUUCGGAAGGACAUAGGGAUGAUGCGAAGGCUGCUAAGGGAGAAAUAUCCAAUAAACACUUGGGAUCUCAUGCAGCAAAUAGUUCAAUUUGGACUUUAUCAUCAGAUUCUGAGUCUUCUCCGGGUCAUUCUCCUAAAAGGAAGGAGAAAAUAUCUCUAUCUCAAGAGAGUGGAGAGGCCAAUGAUCCAGUUCUGACUGGCAGAGGGGGCGAGUCUCCACGAAAGAAGACUUCUAAAGGAAAAUCUCCGAAAAAGGGGUUAAAAGUGGGUGGCCAGACUCCUGAAAUGGAGAAUAAUGUGAAUGAUGAUGGAAAGAUAACAGAAAAUGAUGAUAAUAUCGCGGCUGCUGAGGAGGCAUCUGAAAAGCACAUUGAGCCUCAUGUUUCUACCUCAAGAUUGCCUUUGGUGCUGUCUGAGAAAAUUCAGCCUUCAAAGGCACUUGUUGAGUGUGAAGGGGAUUCCAUAGAUUUGAGUGGUGAUGUGGGGGCUGUUGGACGAAUAGUAAUUUCAGAUACUGCAUCUGAAAAUCAUGAAAUGUUCUUAGACUUAAAAGGAACCAUUUACAAAACAACAAUAGUGCCUUCCAGAACAUUUUGCAUUGUUGGCUUUGGUCAGUCUGAGGCAAAGAUUGAGGCUAUCAUGAAUGACUUCAUUCAGCUUAAAUCACAAUCGAAUGUUUGCGAAGCAGAAACCAUGGUUGAAGGUACACUAGAUGGCUUCUCAUUUGAUUCUGAAGACGAAAUUGACAAGAUGCCUAAGACUAUUCCCCAUCAAACUGAUCAAAAUGAGGGCACUGAUGGACAAAUGAACGGGAAAGCCAAAGGAAAAGCAGACAAAACAUCUACGGCAUCACGGAAGAGAGGUAAAACUGCCGGAGGAAAGCCACAGCCGCCCAAAAAAGCAGGAAAGAAAACUGUCGUUUCAAAAAAACCCAAGACCAGAAAAUGAGAGACGAAACCAAUGUUCAAAAACUUGUUGUAUAUGCAGCCAAUUACAGACAUUUGGUAUAAAUUCCUUGGCUUGAGUAAGAGCAGAAAAUGCUUUUUCUUUUUCAUUUUUUAUGACAAAAGGUGGGUCUUUUUUUCUUGUGCAUCAUGCUCUUGGUUUCUUUAUUUUGUAAGCAUAUUUCACAGUUACUAAUUAUGAAUUGCCAUCAAUUGUAAAACGUAAUAUAUGCUACUGUACCCUUGCCUCGGUAGCAUUGGAUGAAAACCGGCAAAAUUACCUA
Molecule: messenger RNA, 1714 nt
Organism: Theobroma cacao (cacao)
Lineage: Eukaryota; Viridiplantae; Streptophyta; Magnoliopsida; Malvales; Malvaceae
Gene: BIN4
Product: double-stranded DNA binding protein
Biological process (GO): chromosome organization; DNA endoreduplication
Cellular component (GO): nucleus; DNA topoisomerase type II (double strand cut, ATP-hydrolyzing) complex
Molecular function (GO): double-stranded DNA binding
Source: RefSeq, a predicted model, not a curated record